UUCUCGUAAACGAAUAAAGAAUCAGAUGGUCGUAUAUCAAGACCAUCCGGAAAUAGAAGAUAUGGGAUUUGAUUUGGAUGCGGAAAAACCUGUGGGUAUCAUAUUGCCGCAAACACUAACAAUGGGAACCGUAACUCGUCGUGCCGUAGAAAAUACAUGGAUGACGGCAAGUAACCCGAAGAAAAAUAGAAUAGGGUCGGAACUCAAAGCGAUCAUCCAAUCUCCGAAAGGAUACAAAAUUGUUGGUGCGGAUGUGGAUUCGGAAGAAUUAUGGAUAUCUAGCUUGAUUGGGGAUUCUCAAUUUGGAUUUCAUGGAGCAACUGCUAUGGGAUGGAUGACGCUUCAAGGAACAAAGUCGGCAGAGACUGAUUUGCAUUCUAGGACUGCAAAAAUAUUAAAUAUUUCUCGUUCAGAGGCGAAAAUAUUCAAUUACGGCCGAAUUUAUGGCGCCGGACUUAAAUUUGCUAUUCAACUGUUGAAGCAAUUCAACAAGGACCUCAGUGAAGAAAAGGCGCAAAAUCUCGCUGUUGAACUAUUUUCAAAAACAAAAGGCAAGAGGUUUGAAACAUUUUGGCACGGCGGCAGCGAGAGUUAUAUGUUCAAUAGUUUGGAAGGUAUUGCGAAUGUCGAGUGUCCAGAAACACCGAUUCUAAAAUGUGGUAUAACUGAUGCACUAAAGUGCACUCGAGAAUUUAUGACGUCACGUGUGAAUUGGGUUGUACAAUCAUCUGGAGUGGAUUAUCUGCAUUUGCUUUUAGUAUCCAUGAAUUACCUGCUGGAAAAAUAUAAAAUUGACGCGCGUUUCAUGCUGUCAGUUCAUGAUGAAGUAAGAUUUCUCGUAAAGGAGCAAGACAAAGAAAGGGCGGCAUUGGCUCUUCAAAUAAGUAAUCUUUGGACGAGGGCGAUGUUCAGUUAUAUGUUAGGAAUUAAGGAUUUGCCAUUA
Messenger RNA from Acaulospora colombiana, 943 nucleotides. Lineage: Eukaryota; Fungi; Glomeromycota; Glomeromycetes; Diversisporales; Acaulosporaceae. The record is from the annotation of a GenBank genome assembly.